CAAAGGAAGCCUUCGCCCAAUACACUCAUCUAUUCAGGUCAAGAAAUUCCAAUCCGUUAAGCCAGUUCGACACUUUGACCGAUCACAAACCAAGGCAGGGAGCCUCUAACGCCUCUUCAAUUCUGUAGUUCUCGCGAUGCCUCUCGCCACCCUAAUCGAAACGAAACUAACGCACCUUGUGGACCUCCGAGCAUACAAUGAAAAACUACCGGAAUCAAUUUCCUAAUUAAGCGUGCUCCGAACGUUAAGGAAUCAAUAGAACAUCACUGAAUCAGUACGAACAAGCAUGGUCGGUUAUUAAGACUCGUACGGUCGCUUUUUCGUGACCCAGACCCGGGAAAUAGGGGGAGAAAGAAGUGAAAUUAACGGGAAAAUGUGUCUUGAGUACCCCGGCCGGAUGUGAUGAAAAAUACAUUAAAUGUUACCGCUUGUGCGGCCAUCCUCAGAAGUGUGAACUGGGCUGACUCCCACUUGCUCGUUCAGCUUUUCGCUCUGGCCCUCCUUAAUGUGAUGGUCAUCGCCGGAAACUGUUUGGUGAUUGCUGCUGUUUUGUACUCCUCCAAACUACACUCCGUCACCAACCUUUUCAUCGUUUCUCUCGCCGUGGCCGAUCUUCUGGUGGGGGUGGCAGUUUUGCCCUUCUCGACUGGGAGAGAAUUGUUCAAGGUUUGGAUAUUCGGCAAUGUCUGGUGCAAGAUCUGGUUGGCGCUGGAUGUUUGGAUGUGCACGGCCAGCAUAUUGAACCUAUGUGCCAUUUCUCUGGACAGAUAUGUGGCUGUCACUAGACCGAUCACUUACCCCAGCAUUAUGUCUAGAAAGAGAGCGAAAUGGCUUAUAGCCGGUCUAUGGAUCUUGAGCUUCGUCAUAUGUUUUCCACCACUGAUAGGUUGGCGAGAUAAGGUACAAGAGGAUGACGCUCCGCACGAAACGUCGACCAUGGAGCACACGACGCCCAGCGCCGCGGCGUCCGCCGCGACGCCCCAGGAACAGCAACUGUGUCCCUGGAAAUGCGAACUGACUAACGAAGCCGGCUACGUCGUCUACUCCGCUCUGGGCAGCUUCUAUUUGCCGAUGUUCGUGAUGCUCUUCUUCUAUUGGAGGAUCUACAGAGCGGCCGUCAGGACUACUCGUGCGAUUAAUCAGGGAUUCAGGACCACCAAAGGCUCCAAGGGUCUCAGAAACAGAUUUGACGAGCAACGCCUCACUCUGCGAAUACACAGGGGUAGGGGUUCUACAGAACGUCGCCAUCAUUGCACUGGAUCUCCCCACAGCAACGGAAGUAGCAGCACGUUGACCACCCUAGGCAGUGGCAGUCCCAGCCCUUCGAACAGGAGGCACGAAAGGAUAAAAAUUAGCGUCAGCUAUCCGUCUAGCGAAAACCUAUCCACCCUCAAACCGACACCUCCAAAUCACCUGCCAGUGGUGAUGUCGACCUCGCCGAGUAGCUACACUGUGAGAUAUUCCGUCAACGGUGACAAGAUGGAUGAAAAUUCUUCCAGGAGUGAUGGCAGGCUUAGGGUGCAUCGUGGAGGAUCCUCUAGAAGAGCUCUCACUCCAAACAGCGACAUAGUAAGCUUGGAAAGACCCCCCACAUCCCCGUCAACGGUAAGCGAAGACGGCCGGACCAAACUGAUCUCGAGGAAAAUGGGUAAACGCAACAUAAAAUUCCAAGUGAAACGUUUCAGGAUGGAGACCAAGGCCGCCAAGACCCUCGGCAUAAUAGUGGGUGGUUUCAUCCUGUGCUGGCUGCCGUUCUUCACCAUGUACCUGAUACGCGCCUUCUGCGAGGACUGCAUCCACCCGCUAGUUUUUUCUGUGUUAUUCUGGUUAGGUUAUGUAAAUAGUGCCAUAAACCCCCUGAUUUACGCGCUGUUCAGCAAGGAUUUCCGGUUCGCCUUCAAACGGAUCAUCUGCAAGUGCUUCUGCAAAGGUGGCAACGGCAAGGGGUCGAGGAGAGGCUCGGCUGGAUCACAGCUGCAAGAGAGGCACUUCAGGUCAGCCAGCUACAACAGGCAGGGUAAUUCCCUGGGCGAGGAGAGCGAUCCAGGGGGAGAUCCCUCUGACUCCAGGUGACAAAUAAAGGGAAUGUCGGCUAUUGGUAAGCUGGCAUUCGGUAUUAAUGACUUGAUGUUCAAAGUGAAGAUGAACGAUUGAACUGUUGGCAACUAAAUAUGUAUGUAUUUAUAAAUAGGUCUAUUUGAUGUAAUGAAAUACGCUCUCAUGCCCAUUUGCACAGACUUAUUUAAGAUAUAUAGGCUAAACGUUAAAGUGAUUGCUAUGGUAAAUGCUAUAAAAUUCAGAGAAAUAAAUAAGCCUUAACGUUAAGCCUGCACUAAGUCCGUGCAAACAGGCAUAAGCUCCUUAUAUGUCUGAUCUUCAAUGACAUCUGUUUUCAUCAGUGACAUAUAGUAUACGGUGUAAACGAAUACUUGCGAAAGAAUUUAAGGGGUGAAUCCUUGUCAACAAAUGGUGUAGGUCCUGAAAUUUUUCAAAACUAUACAUAUACACCCUAUAUAUGUCGGUACUUCGAUUUCAGGAAAAAUCAAUAAUUUCAUAGCUAUAAAUGCCAUAAAAUCAUUUUCUAUGGAAGAUUGCAGAACACCUCUUCGAAAUAAAAUCUAAGCUACUAUAUUUACAUAAAAGCAAAAAACCUGAAAUAUGUACAAAAUUUUAACAAAAUCUUUGGAGAUGAUCAUAAAACUGCCGAUGAACUUGCUUCGAUCACAAACUGUUGCUUAGACCUGCUAUGAAACGAUACCUACCUAUUUCAAAAAAUUCUCUCUUUACUUAUUUAUAUAUUUUUUUAUUUCCUGAACAUAUGUCCUUUAAUUCUCGAUAUUUUUCUUAUAUUUGUCUUAGAUCAAAUGACCCUAAAGGCAAGUUUUAUCUUCUGAAUGGAGUUUUCCAACUAUGUUCGAUCAAUCAAUUUUAUUACU
Coccinella septempunctata (seven-spotted ladybird) is the source of this 2936-nucleotide messenger RNA. RefSeq names its product octopamine receptor Oamb (gene Oamb). Gene Ontology annotation, biological process: adenylate cyclase-activating adrenergic receptor signaling pathway. The transcript has 5 exons. The record is from RefSeq and is a predicted model, not a curated record. The coding region runs from base 403 to 2073 and encodes 556 amino acids. Lineage: Eukaryota; Metazoa; Arthropoda; Insecta; Coleoptera; Coccinellidae. Gene Ontology annotation, cellular component: membrane. Gene Ontology annotation, molecular function: G protein-coupled amine receptor activity.